GGGCAAUACCAGUCCGGAGCGGAUACAAACAUCGUCUCCGUAUGAAGUCUCACCAUCCGCAAUCCCCAUCGAAGCCAUGCUGCUUCUGCUUCUAGUGGGGACGGUAUUAUGCCGGCCGGCUGACGGCUUUCUUAAGACCUUUAGCCGGGGACCUCUUCUGGAUGAGGACCCCUGCUAUGACGAUGGGGGCAAACCCCAUCGUUGCAUUCCAGAUUUUGUCAAUGCUGCCUUUGGUAAGGUAGUGGAGACUACUAGUUCUUGUGGUGAUCCGCCAAUGAAAUAUUGCCGGAUGGACAGUGAGUCCGGCAGUGUUAAAUGUCACGUGUGCGAUGCUUCCAGUCCUCACUCGGCAGAGUACUUGACAGAUUUGCACAAUCCGAGUAAUGUCACUUGCUGGACAUCCAAACCUAACCUCACAGAAGUGGUCAAUCUGACCCUCAGUUUGGGGAAGAAAUAUGAGCUCACAUAUAUCAGCCUACAAUUCUGUGGGCUUAAACCCGAUUCAAUGGCAAUCUAUAAAAGCAUGAACUAUGGUGAAACAUGGUUGCCAUUUCAGUUCUAUUCAACUCAGUGCCGCAAAAUUUUUGGCAGGGUACCCAAUGUCCCCUUAACUAGAUCUAAUGAGCAAGAACCGCUUUGUGCUGACGCUCGGUCCAGUAUUGAACCGGCCACAGGUGGCCGAGUGGCCUUCAGCACUCUAGAAGGCAGGCCUUCUGCUUAUGAUUUUGAUAAUAGUCCAGUGUUACAGGACUGGAUAACAGCAACUGACAUUCGCAUAGUACUGGUUCGAAUAAAGCCUUGGACUCUAGGGGGCAGUGCUUCCAAUGAAACAGAGUUAAAUUUUUAUAGCAUGUCUGAUUUAGCAAUUGGAGGCCGUUGCAAAUGUAAUGGCCAUGCGUCUCGUUGUAUUACAGACACUGACGGCUCACUAAUUUGUGACUGCAAGCACAACACUGCAGGAAAAGACUGCGAAAAAUGCAAACCUUUUCAUUUUGACCGCCCGUGGAGUAGGGCCACUGCGCACAAUGUCCACGAAUGCGUGGGUGAGUACUGAUCAAGUUUUUAAAUUAUUGUUAAAUACUGAUGUAAGAAAAAUGAGAUUUUACAGUUACAGAUAUUUAUUUACUUUUAGGCAAGCCUUUAUAGAAAUUUCUAGGUUUUUUUU
Stegodyphus dumicola is the source of this 1165-nucleotide messenger RNA. Its product is annotated as netrin-1-like. Gene Ontology annotation, molecular function: protein binding. Gene Ontology annotation, biological process: motor neuron axon guidance; dendrite development; tissue development. The record is from RefSeq and is a predicted model, not a curated record. Gene Ontology annotation, cellular component: basement membrane. Lineage: Eukaryota; Metazoa; Arthropoda; Arachnida; Araneae; Eresidae.